Messenger RNA from Suillus paluster, 357 nucleotides. RefSeq lists its product as uncharacterized. Lineage: Eukaryota; Fungi; Basidiomycota; Agaricomycetes; Boletales; Suillaceae. The record is from RefSeq and is a predicted model, not a curated record. Bases 1 to 357 code for a protein of 118 amino acids. The transcript is spliced from 2 exons.
AUGCGAAAAAUGCGAAAAUAUAAAGAUAGGAAAAAUGGGCAAUGGGUAAACAUGGGAAUGGGAAGGUGGAGAAUGGAGAAAUGGGGUGAAUGGGGAGAUGGGAGGAGGAGGACAGGAGGAUGGGAGAACAGGAGAACAGGAGAAUGGCAGAACAGGAGAACAGGAGAACGGGAGAUAGGAAAGCAGAAAAUAGGACAGAGACACGGAGAAUUUUUUGGGAAGGGCAAGAGUCAACAGCAAGACACAAACAGUGAGACUGAAGUUUACCUGGGACACUGGCUUGCAUCCCACUGGCCGAGGUAUGAGGCCACAGGAUUGCAAGCCAGUGUCCCAGUAUUUUGUAAAUGUAAGAUUUAA